AUGGCCACGGAGUUCUUCCAGCUCUGCGACGUUGUACAGAUUUGUCAGACUUGCUGUGGCCCUUGUGGCCGAAAGCACAAGAUCUUGGCCAAUUGGUUUGAUGUUGGGCAAUGGACCUACGGCUUCAUUUCGGUGGCCUCCGCCGCCACCGCUUUGGGCGGUUUGACGCAUUUUGACCCAGUGGAUUCUCUGGCUCGUUUAGGGAAGCGAGACACGCCCAAGAUGAACGCAGACCAGUACCAGGCCUUCCAGAAUAGUCCCUUCAUGCAGGGUGUGCGGAAGACCGAGGCCGAAUUGGAUUUGUGCUGGACCUUCACCUGCGAUCGAGACGAGCGGCGAAAAAAGACCGACCCCUCCUUCAAGCCGACGGAUGAUGAUUUUGGAGCUCCGAAAGCGCAUGAGUUUGAUCGAUGCAUCAACUACUACAAGGCGACGGAUCCGACGGUUCCGACGGUACUUGGGAUCGAUGAAUACGCCACUCAGGAGGAGGUAAAGAAAGCCUACAAGAAGCUGUCCUUGGUCUAUCACCCAGACAAGACGGCGGGUAUGGGCGCGGAGCAAAAGGAAGAGUAUGCUGCUAUUUUCAUUGAGCUGAAGAACGCGUACCUCACCCUGAGCGACAACCCGACGCGGCGGCAGUACGAUCGCGAGAAGGACAGGGACAAGGCAUCUUUUGAGAUCAAUGGCUUUAAGCCCAAGACCCGGGCGCACUUCGAUGCAUCGGAAGUCUUGAAGAAGCUGCAGGAGAUGCAGAAACCGCCGGGGAAGCACCUGGACAUUGCCAUGUCGGUGAAGUUGGAGAAGUUCUUCUAUGGAGGACAUAAAGGCAUCCGCCGUGAACGUCGAGUGAAGGAUUUUGGUGGCUUCAAUCAAGAGACGCGCAUCUAUCGGGUGGAUAUCCCAAGAGGGGCUGUCGAACCUCAUGAAGUGACCUUCCGACAAGGGGGCGAUCACCACGAGGACACUCGACCGGACACCCUUUGCUUCAAGAUGACGAGCGGACCUCAGUGCAUGCUGCGUGUUGCGUUUCUUGUCCUCAACUCCGGUGCUCUCGCGUUGAAAUCGCAUCACAGGUCAACGAUGAUCACAAGUUUGAACAAGAGCAAAUCAAUGAAAAUCCUUUGUUACGAGGGAGAGUAG
Cladocopium goreaui is the source of this 1140-nucleotide messenger RNA. Lineage: Eukaryota; Dinophyceae; Suessiales; Symbiodiniaceae. The record is from the annotation of a GenBank genome assembly.